CCACACACUUCUACUUAAACACCAUUGAAGACAAAGACGCUAAAGGAAUAUUCUUGUUUUCCCACAACACAACUUUGAAAACCUGCCGAGAGCGGGCUCGCGAAAAAGACUCUGGUGCUACUCAGAGCCCACGAGCAGGCCAUCCCUCCCAGUGUCCAACGACAGCAAGCCCGGCUCCAGAACGUGAAACGCAAAAUGACUCAGUGGCUGGGCAGAGUGGAGUGGAUGAGUCUGAUGGGCAGAGGAGUUGGGAGGUGACCUUCACCUUCCAGCCCACACACAGCCCCUCCUGGGAGGAGAGACUCUACAUUGAGCUCCAGAAGCUGCAGGCCUACAGGGAGGGUCUCCCGGGUUGUUUCCCUCGAGAUGCAGCUUGUGUUGAACCACAGAUUUCACUUUCGGGAGCUGCUGCUCUGAUGUUGGAGUACUACUCCGUAACCACUGGAGCUAUAUAGGAAGCUGAUGUCAGAAACCGUGCAGAAGCUGAUGGAGGUGGAGAAGCUCCCCCUAAGGCUUCUGAAGGAUGGAUACAACCUCCCAUCCCACGAUGCCCUGGCACAGAUCCUACCAAAUGGGCGCUACCUUUUCAAGGGAGCGAAGACUGAGCUCCACAGAGCAGCCCAACAAGAACAGAAGAGGCCAGCUGAGAGGCCAGAGGCUUCACAGGCCAACAGACCCAAAAUAAACCACACCUAUCAAGUACAUCAGCCACAUAAACGAACACCUUUGCAUGACUUUGAGGAUGAUUUCCUCAUGGCAGAGAUCACCGACCUCCAAACUAAGGAGGUGGAAAACUACCGUUCAGCCAUGAGUAAGAUGGCAGAAGACAUCAUAGUGCUGAGGACACAGGUGGUGACGUUGGAGUCAGAAAACAGCCAGCUCCGCACUAAUCUGUCUCUGCAGCAGGACCUUGGCCGGGACCUGCUGGAUGACACCGACAUUGACGUCAUGACCAAGGCUGAGAUUUCUGACCGUGUAGUCUCUCUGAAAUUGAAGCUGGCCAGUGAGAUCAGUAAGGCUGCCUCUCAAAGGGACAGGAUCCAACAGCUGCAGAAUGACCUGAUCAAGAAGAAUGACAGUGAGAAGGAGCUACUAAAUCUUCAGAGAGUUCACCAGCUGCAACAGGUGGAUCUUCAGCGCCACCACAGUUGCUUGGCAAAGAUAGCAACGUUGGAGGCCACAGUGAAACGGCAGGAAAAGGUCAUUGAGAAGAUGGAGAAAGCAUUAGAUGGCAAACUUAUAGAGAAGGUUAAGCAGAGUGGUGACAAAAGGCUGGGGGUAAAAAAGCAAAGAGGUGAGACUGACCAUAGAAAGGAAGAGACAGAGUCGGGCCUGGCAGCAGAAAACACUCGUCUCAGAGGAGACUUGGACCGGAUUCGCCAGCAGCUUGCCUCAGUCAUUAUACAGCAGUCAGCACAGACAAAAACAGAAACAGUGCCACUCAAGGAGAGAUUGACUUUACUUAACGAACUGGAAAGGGCCGAGGCAAGAGUCCAAACACUGGAGGCUCAGCUGGAGGAGAACUCUAAAUUAUGGGGGAGACAGAAACAAGAAAUGUUUACCAAACUGAGUGAGCACAGACAUGGCUUUGUCCGGACGGCCACAAGAAUCCUUCAUAAUGUUCCUUCGAGGUCUCUAUCAGAGUCAUUGUAUCAACAAAGCAGGCAAUUUAACUACUGA
Molecule: messenger RNA, 1680 nt
Organism: Etheostoma spectabile (orangethroat darter)
Lineage: Eukaryota; Metazoa; Chordata; Actinopteri; Perciformes; Percidae
Gene: ccdc33
Product: coiled-coil domain containing 33
Exons: 14
Coding region: 463-1680 (405 amino acids)
Cellular component (GO): peroxisome
Source: RefSeq, a predicted model, not a curated record